UCCAUCGUGCGACACUCGCGGCAAGAAACAGCAUACCGCACCGCGCGUCCCCCUCCCCUCCGAUCCUCCCGUCUGCGCGUACGCACGGUACGACGGCAUGGCCGUUGUCACCGCCGCCGGCGUCCUCCUCCUGCUCGUCACCGCUGGCGCAGCGGCGGCCCCCGUCCGCCGUCACCACGUCGUCGGAGGCGACCCUGGGUGGGCGGUGGCCUCCGACGUCCUCGCCUGGUCGGCGGACAGGCUCUUCACCGUCGGAGACGUCCUCUGGUUCGCGUACUCGGCGGAGGACGGCGGCGUCGCGGAGGUCGGCGGCGAGGAGGAGUUCGAGUCGUGCGACGCCGGGAGCCCCGUCGGGACGUACACGGACGGGCUCACCCGCGUCGCCCUCGACGGCGAAGGCUCGAGGUACUUCGUCAGCGCCGACGCCGCCAAGUGCGGCAGCGGGCUGAAGCUGCGCGUCGACGUGCGGACUCCGGUAGUACUGGGGAAGGAUCACGGCCGAGCCGCCGCUCCGGCACCAGCGCCGACGCCGUGGGCAUCCCGCGGCGGGCGAGGAGCCGCGACGCAGCGGGCGUGCGUUUUGCUGUGCUCGGCCUGCGUGUGGUGCCUCCUGUUCAUGGCAAUAUGAGUAUAUAUAUGAUCGUAGAGCACGCCGUGUACGUUCCAUCCGUUUCUGACGGCAAUACGCAUGUGUUGCGUAUGCUCGGCAGUUCGCAUAGCUUACUCUCGUGAAUAAAUUUACUGGCUUUCUCUACCCCGUAAUUCGUACUAGGUUUUUUCUUCUUUUUUUUUCUUUUGUUUUGAAGCCUCACCUAAUAGAGAACAAGUCGACGCGCUGUAAGAACGUCCACGGUAUGUAGUAUAG
Messenger RNA from Oryza brachyantha (malo sina), 865 nucleotides. RefSeq names its product mavicyanin-like. Gene Ontology annotation, cellular component: plasma membrane. The coding region runs from base 98 to 628 and encodes 176 amino acids. The transcript is spliced from 2 exons. NCBI's taxonomy places the organism in Eukaryota, Viridiplantae, Streptophyta, Magnoliopsida, Poales, Poaceae. Gene Ontology annotation, molecular function: electron transfer activity. The record is from RefSeq and is a predicted model, not a curated record.